Messenger RNA from Mytilus californianus (California mussel), 7498 nucleotides. Its product is annotated as histone-lysine N-methyltransferase SETD1-like. Gene Ontology annotation, cellular component: Set1C/COMPASS complex. NCBI's taxonomy places the organism in Eukaryota, Metazoa, Mollusca, Bivalvia, Mytilida, Mytilidae. The record is from RefSeq and is a predicted model, not a curated record. Gene Ontology annotation, molecular function: RNA binding; protein binding; histone H3K4 methyltransferase activity.
UGGGAUAGAAAGGAAUCUUUGAUGCUUGUGUUUUAAGAAUGAGCAAAUUAUUUCACUUAAAUACGUUUACAAACGAUACUUUUGUUUGUAGAUGUGUUUUUAUGUAUCCUAUUUAACCCAAGAAUCCGUACAGAAGCCCAGGGGUAGCCAGAAUUGUCAAUCAACUUGAAAAGACAUGGAUUUCGACAGAAUGGAAAGCUCCAGCUUAAAUGGGAUGAAAGCAGGGAUGGAUGGAGACAAGAAACUGAGAAGAAAUUACAAACUGCUUGUAGAUCCCAUGAUAAGAGGAGGCUCCCAGAAAAUCUACAGAUUUGAUGGAAUAGAUCCAACGGACAGUCAUCAAAUCCACACUAGAGAUCCAAGAUCAAGGUUAACUCGAAUGUGGACAAGAAGAAUUCCUGCAGAUUUACCUGUUCCAAGAUUUACGUAUGACCACUACUAUGUUGGACCACCUCCUACCAAUGAAGUGACAUUUACCAACCUGAAUGACAAUAUUGACAAAAAGUUUUUAGAAAAUAUGUUAAAAACAUUUGGACAGUUGGAAGAAGUGAACAUUUUUUACAACCCAAAGAAUAAAAAACAUCUUGGUAUUGGGAAGGCUGUGUUUGUUUCAUCAAAGUCAGCAAAGAUAUGUGCAGAGAAACUAAAUCAGACUUCUAAAAUGGGGAACAUUAUGACGGUUUAUGUUGAUCCUGGAGGUAAAGAAAGAACAAAGUUAGUUGAUGACGUUUUAUCUGAUAAGCCGAAAAAAAUUCCAGGUGAACCUACUACACCAUCAGACCCAAGACGCAAUAGAUCAUCAAGUUUUAACACUAGUUUUAAGUCAGAUUCUAGCUUUGAGGAAAACACUUUUGAUGCUUUUGGGGCACAAACACCUAUGCCAACCUUCAAUGAUACAGGAUUCUUAAAUAAUAUUAGUGAUCCUAGAAAUUCAGCAUUUGAUAUCCAAUAUUCUGGCAUGACACCUGGAAUGACACCAGCAAUGACUCCAAAUGUACAUGGAGGAAAUUUUCCAAAUCAGUUCGGUUUGACUCCAUCUCCUCAUGGUUCAUCUCAAGGAAAUAUGACGAAUUUUGCAUUCCCAAAUACGCCAAAUAUGUCUACACCUAUGUCACAAUCAUCGUUCGGUUCAAUGAGCACACCAUCUUCAUUUGGAGGAAAUAAUCAUGCAUUUAAUAAGAUGGAUGGUCAAAAACCUUUAAUAUUAGAACCACCACCACUACAACCACCACAUCAGCCACCACUACAGCCACCUGAACCACCAUUCAUUGAUCAUACACAGCCACCUCCUAAUUCAAUCAUUGACAAACCACCCCCAUUGAUGCCACCACAAAAUAAUGAACCGCCACGAUCUCAGUUUGACAAUAACUACCGCAACAGCAGAAAUCACAGGGAUAGAAACAAUAGUUUUGACAGAAGUGACGGUCGUAACUUUGACCGAGGGGAUAAUAGACCUUUUAAUAGGGAGGAGGAUAGAAAUUUCAAUCGGGGGUGCGACAGAAGUUAUGGUAGAAACGAUGAUCGUGGUUUUAGUAGAAAUGAUGACCGUAAUUUCCGUAGAAAUGAUAGGAACAACAGAAAUGGUGACAGAGGUUAUGGGAGAAACAGAUAUGAUCGUGAUAGAAAUGAUCGUAAUCGUGAUUGGCGCAGAGACGGCAGAGGUGAUAGAAACGAUAGAGAUUAUUCACAUAGGGACCGUGAUAGAUAUGGAAGUAGGGAUAGGGAUCGCUAUAGUUAUGAUAGGGAUAGAGACAGAGACAAAGGGAGGGAUUGGGAAAGGGAUUCAAGAGAGAGAUUUGAUUCUCAAGGUGAAGAAGGUCAACCACCUUCAAUGCAGCAAGAUCACAUGAUGAUGCAACCUCCACCCCCUUCAAUAAUUCCUUCCCAAAUGAUCCCACCCCCUGUCAUUCAGCAGCCACCAACCCAGCAGGCUCCACCUCAAAAACCAAGAACUCCAGAUCCUGAACCAUCGGAAGAUGAACCUAGGGUGAUGAGUUUAGAUUCUAGAAUUCAGAGCUUGCUCCAGAGUUCGGGAAUGGUGGACACUUUUGGAAGUCCUUCAUCAGAUUCAGCUGGUGAAACUCGUAAAAAGGAACUUUCACCGUCACAUACAGCAAAUGUUCCAAAUAAUGACAUCAGUAUUAGUGCUUCCCAAACUCCAUUCAACAAUUUUCAUUCCACACCUACAGACAGUUUUAGUGCUCAAAGGAAUCCUAAGCAAACUGAAAUAGACUUCAGAGAAAAUCAUUUUGUUCAGACCCCAUACAUGCAAACACCGGUGGACACGCCUUAUAUGUCAACACCUGUGGCCAAUCAGACAGAAGCAGAGGACGACAAAAUGAGCAUUUCAUCGGGAGAAAGUGGUAAUCAGAAUAUUGAAAUAAAUCCAAGCAUGUUAGCUGCCAAUAAUUCACAGUCUAGUGCUAAUUUUAUGACAAAUCCUAAUUUCAGUGCAGAAUACUCUCAGUAUGGUAGCUAUAUGGGUUAUCCAAAUCAAGCCGUUGGAGAAAUGUACAACCAAAAUUAUUUUAAUCAAUAUCAAAAUAUUAUGAAUGACCAAAACUCACUUCAAAAUAAAGUAGAUGAUGAACAAUUAGAUAAAACUUUUUCUUCUGUUCUGGACAAAUUUGUGAAAGAAUUAAAGGAGAUUAUGCAGAAAGACAUGUGUAAGAAAAUGGUGGAGAGUUCUGCAUUUAAAUCGUUUGACAGCUGGUGGACCACAAAUGAAACAAGAACAAAGUCCAUGCCUCAAAGGUUAUUGCCAACAAAACCAACCGAAUCAAAAAAGCCUUCUACAGUGACAGUUGGUAAAAGUGAGGUCAUGUCAACGUUGGCAACACUGUUUGAACCACAACAUCCAUGGUCCAAAGAAGGAGAGGUUAACCUUGGUGGAUUUGGAGGUGGUGGUGGAUUUCUUGGAAUCCGUGGUGGAAUGCCAAGGUUGCCAUCUUUCAAGCGAAAAACAUUUCACAAACCUCCACCUCCACAGUUUGACGUACAGCAACAGGAGGAGAAAUCAAAGUCUAAAGAUCUUAAUGAAGAGGAUGAGGAAGGUGAAAUUUCUGAUAAGGAAUCCCCAAGGAGACCUCGUAGGAAGCCAGUGGUUAGUGAAAGUGAAGAGGAAGAUGGAGAUGAAGAAAGUGAAGAUGAAGAAGGAGAUGAUGAUGAUGAGUCAGAAGAUGAAGAAGCAGCAAGUGCAGAAAGCAGUGAUGAAGAAGGGGAGGAAGAAGACUCCAGUGACGAGGAGGAGUCAAGUGAUGAUGAGGAGGAGUCUUCAGAGGAAGAGGCGGAGACUGAGAAAGAGAAGGUGGAGUCAAAAGUAGAAGAAAAAUUACAAACAGAACCAGAAGAAACUGCUGAAUCAGCAUUAUCUGAAGAGGAGAAGGAGGAAGAAAGUAUGACAGCAGAUGCUCAAGAAGAAGAGGGCAAAGUUGAAGCAAAAAGAAAAGAGACUCCCAAGCAAAGAGGGAGAAAGAAAUCUCCAGGAAAGCUAUCGCCUGUCAGAGAAUUAAGUGAAGUAACAGAAGAUUCCGAUAGUAAACAAACUGAAAGUGAGGCUGAAGAAAAGUCAAGUGCUAUUCAGUCUUCUUCUACAGACAGUUCUGUUAAAUCUGGAUUUCAGACUUUACUCGAGGCUUCAGAAAUUCUUAGCUUACGUGAUAGUGAGCAAAAACCACCAGUUUUAACACCAGUGAAAGAAACUCCAUUAAAAGCACCUGAAAGGGAAGAACGGCCAAGCUUUUUGGCGGAACAUGACUAUUUUGCAGCUCCUCUUGUAAGACCGCCAGAAAAAGAAAGAUUGGAUGACGUUGAUCUUGAUUCAGACGGCACAGAUUCGGCGGACGAGGAUGGCAAUACAACUCCUAUGGAAGUGUUUAUUGACCAUAAUUAUUGCUUACCUCCUAAACCGUCGAUAAAAGAUAUUCUGGAGGAGAAAAAACCUUUAAAACCAAAGAAUUUAGAACCAAUUGUGAAUUUAGAAAAUAUAGAAAAUUUAUUAAAACCAGAAGACAAAAAGAAAAAAGAGCCUCCAAAGAGAGGCAAAAGAAAACAAAAAGACAUGCAUUUAGUGGAUAUUACGGACGUACUGAAUAAGUCUAAAGGCAGCAGAGAGUUAAUCAAUCUUCUUCCACCUCCAAAAGAGGUGAAAAAAUUCACUCCAAGGAAAUUGGAAGAGGAACGUCAAAUUUUCUUUGAUCUCUAUAAUCAGGGCAUAGACAAUGAAGAUGUCAAUUAUUUGAAACGGACUUACGACCAUUUAUUACAGUCGGAAGAACCUAUGUGUUAUUGGAUAAAUGAUAUAUUAUGGGUCGACCAUCCGUUCACAAAUAUUCCCAACCCAGUGCCAUCAAAAAGACGGAAAAAGGACCAUGAGCACAAAACAGGUUGUGCGAGAACGGAGGGCUUCUACAAAUUAUCCAGGGAAGAUAAGAUGGGCAAAGUUCAUCAGGCAGCAUUUUGUGCAUUAGAGGAGACAAAUAAAACUCAGGACAAGAAAGUGACAGCAUACUCAACCUCCAGAGAAGCUCGACAUGAAAACCGAAGGUUACAGACCACGUUUGCUGAUCUGGAUAUAGGAGAUCUUCUCAAAUUCAAUCAACUUAAAUUUAGAAAGAAGAACAUGAAAUUUGCUCGCAGUGGUAUCCAUGCGUGGGGACUGUUUGCAUUAGAACCUAUUGCAGCAGAUGAGAUGGUUAUCGAGUAUGUAGGUGCCGGUAUUCGUCAGUCCGUGGCUGACAUGCGGGAGAAGAAAUAUGAGAAAUCAGGAAUCGGCAGUAGUUAUCUAUUCAGGGUGGAUAGUGAUACAAUUAUUGAUGCAACGAAGUGUGGAAAUCUGGCCAGGUUUAUUAAUCAUAGUUGUAAUCCAAACUGUUAUGCCAAAAUUAUUAAUGUAGAUAACCAGAAGAAAAUUGUGAUAUAUUCCAAACGUGAGAUUGACGUUAAUGAAGAAAUUACCUACGAUUAUAAAUUUCCUUUGGAGGACGAAAAAAUUCCAUGUCUUUGUGGAGAUGCAGCUUGUCGGGGAACACUCAAUUAGUUAUUUUAUUUAUUUUUUUUAUCAGUCUGCUGUUUUGUUAGUAAAAAUUUUUUUGUUUAUCUUCAGUUUCAAAUCAAGUACACUUUGUUUUGGGUUUUAGCAAAACAGAAAAAACAUAUGAAAAAUUUAUUUAUUAGAGGAAUCUAUAUGGAAUAUGAUACUUAAGUGCUCACUACAUUACUUGAAUAUUCAAGAUCGUCUGCUUUGAAAUGAAACAAGAUGGUAAAACAUAAUAUUCAAAAUAUUGAUAUUUUUUUUUUAAAAUCCACCUCAUUUGGAUAUUCUGUUUGCAUGGGCUUUAAAUGUUUCAAUCUUGAAUUUACAUUUGUAUUAUAGUGAAAAAUUUACAAAAACAUAAAUUUAGCAGUCUUAUUGGUAUUUCUGUAAACUGAUGAAUGUAUUUUUGUUAGCAGAUAUCACCUAAUUUAAAGCAUUCUGACAAAUAAUUAAGUAAUACAGAGCAUUCUGAAAAUUCAAACAUGUUUUAAUUCUGGUACCAGAUUUUCACCCCCUUCCUGCUGUUAAAAAGGUUUUUUAGUUGACAUUUUUGAUAUUCAAAAAUCAAUCUUUUCCAUUCAAAAAGCAAGUGAUUUUUGUACUAGGAACAGUAUAAAAGACAUAAUGAAUUGUUUGCAUGUCCAUCAAUUUUUAGUACAAUUAGAUCAAAAUUAAAACUGUUUAUUAUUAUUAUUAUAGCCUUACAAUGUAUUACAUUUUUAAAUUUCCUUUGUGCAAUAUAUCGUUAUGAAGUAGUUUUCAUUGGAAAAAAGAUAAGUUUGAAUUUAUAGGAUCAUAUCAUAUAUUUGAGUUUUACAUCUAUUUACUAAAAAUAUACCAACACAGAAACUGGUAUGAAAUGCUAUAAGGUUCAGUUUUUAAAUUUUUUGCCUCUACACCUGUUUCUUUUCUAAAUAAUUCUACCUGGGCUGCACAUAUUUUUUCUGUGAAAAAAACAGAAAAAGUACUAUGUAUGGAUGUUUUUGAAAAAAAGCUUACUGGAUGGUCACCACUGACAAUGUUGACAGUGAUAUAUGUAACUGACCUUUUUAAGUAGCAAUGCAUUAAAAUGUCUUGCAAAUCAAUCUAGUAUUUUUUUUUACUUAAAAUCAUGCAGUCAUACCUGUUUUAAGGUAACGUACAUGAUAUAGUUAUGUAAGCAAACAAUUAUCCUUUUUAUAUUCUGAUAAAUCUAAAUGUUUAAUCAUGCUGUUUUAAAUCAAAAAUAAAAAGUACUAAUUUGUUCAUCAAUUAAACCACCUUUGUAAGAAAAAUGAUAUUUUAUUCCAAUUUAGAAAUUUAUUAAAUGACCUAUGGGUCAGGUUUUGUUGUACAUCUCAAAUUCACUAAGGUAACACUUUUCAAAGGGAUUACAAGGAUACUGUAUAUUUAUAUUCUUAUGGGUAUAAUCAUGAAAUAAAGUUCAAUGAUUGCUAAAGCUAAAUUUUGAGCAAUGCUACUUCUUUUGUGUUGGACAGGUAUGUAUCAUGUUAUGAUUUUAUCAAUGGUUUAUAUAUGAAAGUUUGUUGUGUUAUGGUCUUGAUAAAUGUGUGCUCUUUAAAUUAAACAUAGGACUGACAAUUUUAACUGAUUGUUCAGAAAAAAAGAAAUGAAUUAAAAUGAUGGAAGAUAAUGAAUUUACUCUUUUAAAGUAUAACUAUAACUGGUAAGUGCUAUUCCAUUGAAAUGGACAUUGAGGGUAGGUAGGGAUAUUUCAUUUUUGGACUUGUGGGUCAUUUCUAGGAAAUUUUACAAUUAUCAUUUCUAUAAGUCAUUUAGGGCUAUUCCAUUAAUAAAAAUGAAUCUGGGAGGGUAGGAAGGGACAUUUUAUUUUUAGACAUGGGUUAAUGGUCAUCUCUAUGAAAUUUUACAAUUACCAUAUCUAUGAGACAUUUAGGGCUAUUCCAUUUAAAGAAUCUGAGAGGGUAGAAAAGGACGUUUUAUUUUGAACUUGGGGUAGUUAGUAAUGGUUAUUUGACCGUUUGAUGUAAGCAAAAUGACUCCAUUAAAGUGUUUUGUUUUUGGGGUGUUCUGAAAGUCCUUUCCUAUCCUCCCACACCCAUUAUAAUAGACUAACCCUUAGGAGCAAAUAGAAGUUUAUCUUUUUUCAGAUUGGAGGAAAUACAAAACAGCUUUGUUAAUGUUAAAGUUUUAAAAGUUUUUAUGAAAAGUUACUUUGUUAAUAUUUGUAUAUUAUGGAAACAUUGUUUAUGUCUCGCUGUGUAUAAUAUACAUAUCAUAUCAUUUUGUACAUAGUGUUCAUAGGAGGUAUGAUCAGUACUCUAUAAGUGCGUUUUAUAAUUGUACUAGUGAUAUGUGUACAGUGUACAGUUUUGUAUAUAUUAGUGUACAGUUAAAUGUAUUAGUGCUACAACUAUUAGUGUUGCUUAUUGAAUUGGUAAAUGUUCAUGUCCUUUGUACAAACAAAAAAUGAAAUUUAUCAAUAAAAAAAUUGAAGAAUUA